Molecule: messenger RNA, 5984 nt
Organism: Oryzias latipes (Japanese medaka)
Lineage: Eukaryota; Metazoa; Chordata; Actinopteri; Beloniformes; Adrianichthyidae
Gene: nfe2l1b
Product: nfe2 like bZIP transcription factor 1b
Biological process (GO): regulation of transcription by RNA polymerase II
Cellular component (GO): nucleus
Molecular function (GO): DNA-binding transcription factor activity, RNA polymerase II-specific; RNA polymerase II cis-regulatory region sequence-specific DNA binding
Source: RefSeq, a predicted model, not a curated record
UUUAAAAUUACUAUUUUAAAGUAUUUUUCGAUACACUGAGUUGACAGCAAUUUAGCCUGCAAAAGCUAGCACAGUUUACUGUUGGACUUCCAAUGAAGCAUUUUCUUUAAGGAACGCCCACUCUCCGUUCCUAUUGGCCAGGUGGGACUGGAGUCAUAUUUCGUAGUUAAUAACUCGGCCCGUGAUUGGCUGUCCACUUUGUCACUCAUCUUUUCACCACUUGUUGCUAAGGAGAUUGUGUGAUUGCCGCUUUAACGGAAGUAAAAUAGUAAAUAUUAGCAGAUGCACCUGUCACUUUGGGGGGUUAAACUUAGAAGUGGGCUAACUAUAUCACCCGGCGACACAUCUUAUCGAAGAUGCGUUAUACCUUGGUUAUAGAUGUAUACUAGCUAUAGCUGGUCCGAAAAGAUAAGGUUGCUAACACAGCCAUCGUCAUAAGGACAAAGGUAGGCGCAGCUGUGCGGGAGGAGGGAGGAACCCAGCCCGUCACCCAACGUCGGUUCGUGCGUGAGCUAGUCCGGUGAGCGUUCUUGACUCCCAUUCACCUUCAGCGGGAUCCGAUAGAAGUAGUUGCUCGGUCAAGGGUGGGGUUAUGCCUAAACUCCCGGCUCCAUCACUGUCUGCUUGAAUAUCCGAGAAUAGAAAAGGUCAGGCGAUGCGAACUAACAUCACUUUUCCAGUCUUGGGAGGAUAAAGUGGUUGCAUUUGGCUAGCAAGUCCUGUACAAUGUUCUCAACACAUAUGGGACUAAAAGAUGAAAGUCUUUUGAAGAACAAUCCAAAGAGGCAUGAUUCUAAGAAGUGGAAACCUCAACUUGGAUUUUAACACCUUUUAGGCACAAAUAACCUUUUGGUUGUUUUUUUUUUUAAACACCUCGCCCCCCACUUCUUUCCACUUCUAUGUUCAUGUAUCUGUUUUCCUCUCCUAGUAUUAGCACAGAGUCAUUAAGCAAGCAGAAUUGGUCCUUUUUUUGUUGUUAUUUUUUUACUUUUAUUUUUUGUUCCUUUGAAAAGAAAUGCUUUACCUGAAAAAGUACUUCACAGAGGGCCUGAUUCAGUUCACCAUCCUUUUGAGUCUCAUUGGGGUGAGGGUGGACGUUGACACUUAUUUAAGCAAUCAGUUGCCCCCACUAAGGGAGAUCAUCCUGGGGCCUAGCUCAGCUUACACGCAGACACAGUUUCACAACCUGCGCAACACGCUGGAUGGCUAUGGGAUCCAUCCAAAGAGUGUGGACCUCGACCAUUUUUUCACAACUCGACGGCUGCUAAACCAGGUGCGCCAGCUGGACCGCCUCUCUGUCCCCAGCACAGAACUCAACACCUGGCUAGUGCAUCGAGAGACCGAGACAGUGGUGUCCACCAGCAGCCAGUCCAGCCCCAGCAUAACCCUGGACAAUGGGGCCAGCCUAGAGGACAUUAACAACAUCGACUCGACCCCGGCCAUGAGAGGAGGAGCUGCAGCCCCUGAAUCCUCAUACAACUUGAAUGCAGCGGACAGCAGCCUGGGAGCCGUGGCCCCAGAGGGUAAUCAGGAGCAGAGCAGCGCGGAUGGCAAUGAUGACCUUACCAAAGAGGACAUUGACUUAAUUGACAUCUUAUGGCGGCAGGACAUUGACCUUGGUGCAGGAAGAGAAGUGUUCAACUACAGCAAUCGUCAGAAGGAGAGUGAGGAAAAGCCCAGCUUGCUGGAAAGCAAAGACAGGAAUGAGGAACGGGAGAGCUGGAGAAAUGGCAUAAACCUACAGGGCACUCCGCCUGUGGACGGAGAGACGGGAGAGAGCAUUCCAGAGCAGCUGGCAGGUCUCAGCUCACAGACUUCACUGUCAUUGCAAGAGUGCUUGAGGCUUCUGGAGGCCACUUUUCCUUUUGGAGAAGAAGCUGAGUUUCCAGCCCCGGAUGUUACCGAGGAAAUAUCAGUUUCCAACGAAGAAGCUCCUUCCACAUCUCAGAGCCUGCCUCUGGGGUCUCAGCUGCCCGGAGAUGAGCCACAGUUAGACCUGGAGCAGCAAUGGCAAGACAUCAUGGCCAUCAUGGAGCUGCAGGCAUUGGAAGUUAACACUACCGAUCCACAGACUGACUUCAGCAGCGCAAGUGCACCAAAUGGGACAACUGAUGCAAACACUGUGGCAAACUUUGGACUUGCCACCCGCUCCACACCCAUAAAUGAAGACGUAAGCCUUCACCAGGCCUCCAUCCCUAGCUGUAGCCAGGACUUUCCCCAGAUCUUCAACUCGCAGCUGGAUUCUACAAGCAUCCCUCCACCAAGAGCCAGCAUGCCCAGACUUUCCUCAAGCAACUCCUCUAACAUCAACUCCACUUUUGGAGCAACCAAUCUGACUGGGAUUUUUCUUCCACCGCCCAUCAAUGGCUCCAGCAGCAACAUCACAUCCACACCCACCUUACCAGAUCCAUUUGCCACCUUGCUGGAGGAAUCUAUGCUCGAUGAAAUCAGCCUGCUGGACCUCGCCAUGGAAGAGGGCUUUAGCCAGGCCCAAGCAUCCCAGCUGGAAGACGAACUUGACUCGGAUUCGGGUCUUUCCCUGGACUCCAGCCACAGCCCUGCAUCUCCAAGCAGCUCUGAGACAUCCUGCUCCUCUGCAGCUUCUUCAUCCUCAACUUCAGCCACCUUUUCAGAGGAAGGAGCUGUUGGCUACAGUACUGACUCCGAGGUGGCCACUGCAGAGACGGAGGAGGGUGCUGUCGGUGGAUACCAGUCUGAGUAUAGCAAGCUGUGUCGCAUGAGCUACCAGGACCUCUCCCAGUUCCACCCCCAACUCGACAGCAUCAGUCACAAUCACACUUACAACCUGCCACUUUCCUCUGCUUUCUCUGAGGACCCGGAGCUCCCUCUGACAGCGGGGAAGAAGACCAUCCGCGACAAACACAGCUCCAAGCUUCAGCCUCCUCAGGACCUGCUGGACAAGCACUCGAGCCGCGACGAGCGCAGAGCCCGGACCAUGAAAAUCCCCUUCUCCAAUGAAAAGAUCAUCAACCUUCCAGUGGAUGAAUUCAACGAGCUUCUAGCCAAGCACCAUCUGAAUGAAGCCCAGCUCGCUCUUAUCCGCGACAUCCGCAGGCGUGGCAAGAACAAGAUGGCAGCCCAGAACUGUCGCAAGCGCAAGCUGGACGCCAUCAUCACCCUGGAGCAGGGCGUCCAAGACCUGAGGCGCGACAAAGCCCGUCUGCUGAAAGAGAAGAUGGAGUUCCUUCGCUCCAUCCGGCAGAUGAAACACAAGAUGCAAAGUCUGUACCAGGAGGUGUUCAGUCAGCUGCGGGACGAGGAGGGCCGGCCCUAUCCUCCCAGCCAGUACUCCCUGCAGUACAGUGCUGACGGCAGCGUGCUGAUCAUGCCCCGCAGCGUGACCGCCGCAGAGCAGAACCGUAAGCCCGAGAAAAAACAGAAGGACAAAAAAAAAUGAGGCGGGACAACAGCAGUUUAUUCUAUCACUUUGCUAAAUCGGUAAGACUUAAGCAGAUGCAAAAGAGAUGUCCUUUUGUUCCUUUAAGAUUAUUCUGGUGAGUAGGAACAUGGCGUUGGCUACUCCUUCCUCCUGCUUUAGUUUUUCUCUUUUCACUCUGUUCCUGCAGUUUUUUUUCCUGGAAACAAUUUUGAAGCAGAAGUAGCUCUUUGUUUGAGUAACAAUGUUUCAUUAUUUAGAAGGGAGAUAUAAAAAGGACUUAAAACGGGCUAUUUAGGAGAAAAAAAUGCUCUUGAUCCUUUUGCACCAUUCUGAGGGUAAAGAGGAGGAUCAGCAGGGGAAAAAUGGAGGUGAAUGGACGGCGGCUGUAGCAGCUAUGCACUGGAGGUUUAAAGGACUGUCGGAUGUCAGCCCAGCAUGAAGAGGCUCAGUGAUUUUUCAGUCACUGAAGCUUUUAAGUUGCAAACAUGGAGUCAAAGAACAGCACCUGCAAUUGUGAGUGUUUCAAUACCAAAGGCUGAAGGAGGUCCAUCAUUUUAGAAUGCCAUUAACAUCCAUACUAACCAAAGGUUGGAUGGUGCGCAUAACGUGAUCUGUAUCCAUUCUAAAGGCUCAAAUGCUAUUGCACUCUUGUUUUGUGGGGUUGUGGUUUAAACCCUGGUUUUUGACUCAGUUUAUUGGCAGCGUCUUAAAGCCCUUAAAUGAACGGAGUCUGGAUGGGGAAGUUGGAUGUAAGGAGUUGGAGGCUGACGGUUGGUGUGCUGGCCGCUGCUAAAAGAGGCCUGAAGGUGGAGUCCCACAAGACAAACAGAGAGAUUUUUGAGAGGAGGCACACCGCAUUGCAAAAUGUAACGACUUCCUUAUAAAUUAUACAUAGCACUGUAAUUUGUCUUUGAGAGGCUUGGCUGUAUGUCUGUUGCUUUCCCUUCUCUGCAGAUUAAAAUAUGGGAGCUGCCUUUGGGAGGUUCUUAUUAACUUUUUAUGAUCUGUAGUAAAACAAGGUUAUUGAUCUAGCCACAUCAGCUUUAUUUACAAGAAUGCACCUUUUUCUGUUUAUUUGAAGAAGAAGAAAACUUGCACAGAGCCUGUAAUCUCGUGAAGAUUUGAACAUGCUGUGAUGGUCCUACCGUUCCACAGAGUUCUUUAUUAUUUACAUGGAAAUCAGCUAUAACCGAUAUGUUGGUUUGUUGUUGGAAGCCUAAUUUAAAGAGGAGAGCUCAAUUUGAUGUAGGUAGAAGUUUCCCUUUGAAAUAUUUGUCAAAGAAAUGCUCACAAGUUUUCACACCCUGGAAGAAAAAGUGGAAAUUUGACUUGUGCUUAAAGAAAAGUUCUCCUCAAAUGACUCCACAUAUUCACAGAUAUUCUUGGGAGCUCCUGUUUAUAGAUUUAGCUAGCCACUGAAGUUUUAGUCAAAUGUACUGCAAUGAUAAUACAAUCUGUAAAGUGUUUCUGUCUUUGAGACCACAAAGACUGAAAGGAUGUCAGACAGAUGCUGGCAUAGAAGUUGAAUGAACUUUUACUUCCAACAUUUUGGCUGUUUUGGAUAAAUUAGUGCCUGAUAGCAACAGUUUUCAGCAUUCCCAGUUAUUUAUGGAAAUCCAGUGUUGUCUGUAUUUGAAUUUUCUCAAAUAUAUGAAAGUUAAAAAAUGUACAUAGUAAAUUUACGGCAUGAGCAGAUGAGGUUUGAGGCUAAAAGCAUGCUCCAAAGAUGCAGAUGGGCUCCGUUUACACUGAUCACAUUUUUCAUCUGGAUUAAUAUUUAUAUAAAUCCUAGUAAAAUAGAAACUUGAUUCAUCCGGGGUGUGUAAACUCCUGAGCAUAACUGGAUCUGCCAGCUGUAGGCAUUUUCAAGCUGAUGAAGCUUUUGUCUAGAAUACUAGAGGUCCUGCAUCUUCUUUUGAGCUAUGUUGAUAAAGUGAGCCACAUUUUUUAAACAAGAUAAGUUAUGAGAACAUGAGAAAUGAGUGUGUGUGUCUGUGUAUGGGGGUGGAUGUGUGUUGGGAUGUGUGUUGGGCCACUUUGAAUGCCUUCAUUUAAUAAUCUUACCAUCGUCCCUUUAAGGGUGUUAAGAUCCAACAAGGAACGUUCUUAAAGUAGAAGUGCUAUUACUUGUCUAUUUGAAUGAAGUCCGUCAGUGAGUGUGUUAUGUCACCUUCUUUUUUUCACUUUUUUUUAAGUCUCGUUGCAGCUCAGAUAGUCUAGAAUAUUUAGAAGCUGAACCGGACUUGCAACUCCAAGAUGUCCAAAAAAGAAAAACUGUCUUUGAAAGGAGAGAUGUCUUCAUUAAAUGUGAUAUUCAGGCAUGAAACUCUGGUUAACAUUCACUUCAGUGUAACUCAGUGCAAAGCCAACUACAAAGUACUGCUACUAUUUAGUGCACUUUCCUUUUGUCUGUCUUGUUAUGUAAAUAUUUUCAUGUUUAUGAUUUCAUGCAGUUCGUCAAGUGUCCAUAACAAGUCUCCUCCAAUAUGCUUUGAAUUUGGAUGUAGUUCCUGUUUUAAGGUUUCUGUUGGCAAUCAAUUGUUUUUAUUGAUUAAUAAUAAAGUGUUUUUAUUUUCACCUGUGA